Molecule: messenger RNA, 3129 nt
Organism: Schistosoma guineensis
Lineage: Eukaryota; Metazoa; Platyhelminthes; Trematoda; Strigeidida; Schistosomatidae
Source: the annotation of a GenBank genome assembly
AUGGAUUUAUGGCGCGUGGUAGAGACAUUCAGAGAAUUCGGUUUACACCAAUUGAAUGAUCCACAAGCAAGUUUAGAUUAUGGUAGUACAUUUCGUUUACUAUCACGUAUUUAUUCACAUAUACCUACAACAAAUAUGAAUGUGAAUACCACAACUGAUGAAAAUACACCAAGUAACGCAAUCAAUCGACCUGCAAUAAUUAUUGCAGCAGAAAUCCUACUUGGUUGGCUUGGAUAUGCUUUGGACUUAUGUGCAACUGGCCGACUUAGCGUAACUGGACUAAAAAUAACCUUAUCAACAUUAACUAAUGCGAGGCCAGCUGAUAAAUUUCGAUAUCACUUCACUCUUUUGUCCGAUCCCUCUGGUGCAUUAAUUUUCUCGAAAUUCGAGGCUUAUCUUCAAGAUUUACUCAAAUUACCUAUAAGUGUUUUCGAAGGCACAAAUUUCUACUACACGCCACAAGCUUCACAAACAAUGUUUACUGGGCGUUCUAAAAACGUAGUCCUUGAAGAAUUUCUGGAUCGUAUGCUAUCGGAUCAAGGACCACAAAUAUUAGUAUGGCUUACGAUUUUUCACCGGUUAAUCAGUGUGGCGAGUGUCCGACAUAACGUACGAUGUGAGGGUUGCAAACGUGAACCGAUUUGCGGUCUACGCUACAAAUGUACUCGAUGUCCUCACUAUAAUUUGUGUCAAGAUUGUUUUUGGAUUGGCGUAACCACAGAUCAGCAUACAAAUGCACAUGAUGUGAAAGAAUAUAGUGCUGCCUCAAAAUCUCAUUCCCGUCAGUUUGGACAUUCUUUGAGAAAAUCGUUUCAAUUUGGACGGGCCAUUACUAACUCUACAACAUCAAAUGUUGUUACUACAUCUUUCACAAGUAGUUUCAGUGAACGUCAGAAAUUUUUUGGCAUGAAUGUUGCUCGUCGUCCUCAUGUAGGAUCUAUAUUCGAAUGGAAUUCAGACCCUUCUGUACCAACUGGCAUUAUUUCUUGCGUAAACGGGAUUGUUUCAGCUGUACAACCAUCUUCUGUAUCGAACGACAUUGCAACGGGUAUUUCUGCUGUAUGUCAUCCAAGCCAACCUGUUUCAAAUCAGAGAUUCAUGGCACCAGUGAAUACUAUUUGUAGUCCAUUGCCAAAUCGGCGCUUGCAACAGCUCAAUCCUUUAUUUUUAGCAACUCGACCGAGUACUAACUUACCUAAUCUCACAUAUGUACCUCCCCAACCUGUACAAGUUCAACCUUCCCCUAACAGUUUGAACGAAUCGAAUCAAGGAUCGAGUGGUGUUGCACGAAAUUUAGUGGCCGUUACCUGCUAUGCAAAUGUAAUGCAACAACAAGACAUGAUUACUGCAGACUAUACAAGAGCCGGACACAGUAUUUUAUAUUCUGAUGUACCUCCUGGUUCACACAUGCCCAAUCUGUCAGGAGCAAAUCAUCAACCAUUACCUAUAUCAUGUUAUUCUCAACCUACCACAGACAUUUAUUCAAUUGGUGGUAAUCAAAAAUAUCAAUUAGCUACUACAACAACUGGACAGCCAGCUAUACAAUCUACUCCCAUAGUAUCUGUGAUUAAUAGCGAUAAUUUGAAUAAUUCAAGUAUGGGAGCUAGUUUCUCGUUGAAAACGCACAAUCUUGAUCAAAAAUCUAAUGAAGAACAUAAUUUAAUUGCUAGAUAUGCUGCUCAGUUAGCUGCUGCUUCAGCGUUAAACCAAGAAUUCGAUAAAUUCGGUGAUUUUGUUGAGUCAACACAAACUCAAAAACAAUUAAUCGCUCAACUACAAGAAAAAAACAGAAAAAUACUAAAAGAGAUUGAACGAUUACGAGUUGAACAACAAAAACAAGCAGCAUUUAUUGCUGCUGCUGGUUCCCUCAAACAUGAUUCUUCUGAGUUACAAGAUGUUUGUGACGAAGGUGCUGGUACACUUAGUCCGACAAAUUUAAAACAGUACUUAAAAACAGAUAAUUUAUUGGCCUCCGGAGUUGGCAAUUCAGUGAAUUCAGAAAAUCCUCGUUUGGUUGCUGAUCUACAGGCGCUUCGCCAAAGAAAAGAUGAACUGGAGUCGAGAAUGAGUAAUCUUCAGCGUAGUCGAACAGAUUUGAUGUUACAGUUGGAAGCAUUAGUAAGACUUUUAUCUGUCAGUACAGGAGCUACUAAUGCACGUGACAAUAAUCCUUCAGCGUUACUUGAUCUAAAUGAUAUUCGCCGAACAGGCCACAAUUCCCGACUAAAUCAAAAAGUUCCAGAUUAUCCACCAAGACGAAGUACAAGUUUAUGUGACCCAUCAGUUGGAAGAAGUUAUCAAGACAAUUUCUCUGCAGAAAGUAGGCAUGAUAGAACGAAUGGUGUUCAUCCGAAACCCGGUUCCUCGGAUAAUAUGAGUAAAAUAUUUUCCCCUUUAAAAACAAUUACGAUUGAAGAAAAAGGCGGACAAUGGAAUUUUAAAUUUCCUGAUGAUAAAAAGCAUGAAUUACACUCACCUUCAUCUAUUCCGUACAGACAUUCGCCUGAACUUGGUCAACAACGACCAUCAGAUACUCUGAUUGAAAAGUACAAAGAUUUAUUAUAUAAAGGGACAAAUCCACAAAUUGGAGCAUCAAAAUCAUUAAGAGUGCAUUUCGGUGGGCGAAGACCCGAUAUAGGACAGACCUUAUCAGCUGAUGAUAAAACUGAGUUUUUUGGUCAUAAUUCAGUAAAUGUGAACAGAUUGUCAUCAAAUCAUUCAUCACAACAUACAAAUCACUCGGACAGCGGAUCGGAUGCAUAUUUAUACUCAGAUCCUGAAUUAUGCUUUACAGUCAUCACAUCUACCUGCGGUUCAUCACAAUCUAGCACUUCAGUACCACAAAGAACAUUACAAUUACCACAAUUCCACUCUAUAACUCCAUCAGCUGCUAAAACUUCAAAUAAAUCCAAAGAUUUUCUAGACCUUUUAAACGAUAAAAUUAUAACAACAACUACAAUUGUAGAUAAUUAUGAAUACGCUGGUUUACAGUCAUCAUCAAUCUCACCAUUAUCAUUUUCGUCAAAUGAACACACUAAACAUUUCAGAACUAACUUAGCGAAACAGUAUUCAGCAGUUACUGUGAUCAAACUGAAUAUAUAUGUAUAUAAAAUAGGACAAAAUAAUUGA